AUGGCUGCGAUGCGUCUUGUCCCGUACAAAGACAUUGCCAUGUUGGUCGGAGUGUGGAGAGAUCCGCAAGAAGGUCUGGCACGAGGGUCUCUGGACGGCACGAGCGCAUCACCCACGUCUCACAAACUGCAGGCAGGAGAGCCCUCAAGGCACGGAGCAGCCGAGCACAAAGCGCCUGGGGAACCUGGCCAGCCCGUACAGCCUGGGCAGAAUGGCCAGAGCCAGCACAUCGAAUGCGUGGUGUGUGGAGACAAGUCGAGCGGCAAACACUACGGCCAGUUCACCUGCGAGGGCUGCAAGAGCUUCUUCAAGCGGAGCGUCCGUCGCAACUUAACCUACACGUGCCGCGCCAGUAGGAACUGCCCCGUGGACCAGCACCACAGGAACCAGUGUCAGUAUUGCCGCCUCAAGAAAUGCCUGAAAGUGGGCAUGAGGCGGGAAGCGGUUCAGAUAGGACGAGUGGCUCCGAGUCAGCCCAACCCGGGUCAUUACGCGUUGACCAAUGGCGAUCCCUUGAACGGCCACUGCUAUUUGUCCGGCUUCAUCUCGCUGCUGCUCCGCGCGGAGCCGUACCCCACGUCUCGGUAUGGCAACCAGUGCAUGCAGGCCGGUAACAUCACGGGUAUCGAGAACAUUUGCGAGCUGGCGGCCCGUUUGCUCUUCAGCGCGGUGGAGUGGGCCAGGAACAUCCCCUUCUUCCCGGAGCUGCAGAUCACCGACCAGGUGUCCCUGCUGCGCCUCACGUGGAGCGAGCUGUUCGUACUGAAUGCGGCGCAGUGCUCCAUGCCGCUGCACGUGGCCCCUUUGCUGGCCGCUGCCGGACUCCACGCCUCUCCCAUGGCCGCCGACCGAGUUGUGGCCUUUAUGGACCACAUCCGCUUCUUCCAAGAUCAGGUGGAGAAACUCAAGGCCUUGAACGUCGACUCGGCCGAGUUCAGCUGUGCCAAAGCGAUCGUGCUCUUUACAUCAGACGCAUGUGGCCUUUCCGACGUGCCUCACAUAGAGAGCGUGCAGGAGAAGUCCCAGUGCGCGCUAGAAGAGUACGUAAGGAGCCAGUACCCCUCCCAGCCCGCGCGCUUCGGAAAGCUCCUCCUGCGCCUCCCCGCGCUCCGUAUGGUCUCUUCCUCCGUGAUCGAGCAGCUCUUCUUCGUGCGCUUAGUAGGUAAGACCCCCAUCGAAACGCUCAUCAGGGACAUGCUGCUAUCAGGGAGCAGCUUCAACUGGCCAUACAUGGCCAUCCAGUGAUGGACAAAUUACGGCCAAGGAUGCAGCAUAACUGGCCACAUUCAACAGUC
Molecule: messenger RNA, 1295 nt
Organism: Colossoma macropomum (tambaqui)
Lineage: Eukaryota; Metazoa; Chordata; Actinopteri; Characiformes; Serrasalmidae
Gene: nr2f1b
Product: nuclear receptor subfamily 2, group F, member 1b
Exons: 4
Coding region: 1-1245 (414 amino acids)
Biological process (GO): negative regulation of transcription by RNA polymerase II; cell differentiation; anatomical structure development
Molecular function (GO): zinc ion binding; RNA polymerase II cis-regulatory region sequence-specific DNA binding; nuclear receptor activity
Source: RefSeq, a predicted model, not a curated record